Messenger RNA from Drosophila eugracilis, 908 nucleotides. RefSeq names its product lipase member H-A. Gene Ontology annotation, molecular function: lipase activity. The record is from RefSeq and is a predicted model, not a curated record. The transcript is spliced from 3 exons. Lineage: Eukaryota; Metazoa; Arthropoda; Insecta; Diptera; Drosophilidae. Bases 1 to 858 code for a protein of 285 amino acids.
AUGCAGACGGGACAACUUCUAGUUUUGUUUUUGACCCUCACACUUGCGGCAGUUUAUGGAGAGCCUGGAUUCCUCCUGAACACACGUCGCAUCCAGGAAGAUCCCCAACGUAUCGAGGCCGAGGUGGAGGCUCUGGUGCGUAGCUCAUUCUACGCCGCGGAUCCCACUGUCUUAACCAUUCCCCGCUGGCUGGGAGGCAGCUCUUCGCCGGAGAUCUCUGCUGUGGUUACUGCCCGACUUCAGCUGCAGGAUAGCAAUAUAGUCAGUGUGGAUCUAUCGGAAGCUAACAACGAAACAGAAAUUAUCAAUAGCGUGGCUAGCUUAGUGAUUCUCCUGAACGAAAAUUUCGAUGUGCCACUCGAUCGCAUUCUCCUAGUAGGUUUCGCUGAGGGUGCCCAUUUGGCAGGCGGAGUGGCUGCCAAGGUGCAGCAGGACUUAGGUCGUCAGUUAACCCAACUAACAGCCCUUGAUCCCUCAUCUGGAGAAGAUCUAGAGCAUAAGUUAUCCUCAGCCGAUGCAGAGUUCGUAGAAGUAGUGCACACAAAUGCUGGAGGUGAGGGCACAUGGGAGCAACUGGGUCAUGUGGACUACUAUCCGAAUGGAGGCGAAACACAGCCAGGCUGCUCCACAGACUCCUGUUCGCAUGAGCGAUCCUUUGAGCUGCUUGCAGAGAUGUGGUCCCCAGAGAAUGACUUCCUUAGUGCCCUUUGUGGAUCCGUGGAAACUCUAGGUGCCUCCAAAUGUCGUUGGUCCACCCACAAAAUGGGCCAGAAAGAAGCUGUUACAGGAAUAUAUUUCCUAGAGACCCAACAGUCCUCACCCUUUGCCCGGGGAGCCUACUACGUCAGCUUCUUGUGAGGAGCGGAUCCAAUAAAAAGCCGUAACGAAUAAAGGAAACAAAGGAGCAA